CUUCGGCGCGCGCCGGCGUCGGCUGCGUCUCCGGGCAUUUGAAUUGCGCUUCCGCCAUCUUUCCAGCCCUCAGUCAGACGGGCCGGAGACGCUUCUGGAAGCACCAGCGCGAUGGCUGCCCAGGGAGAGCCCCAAGUCCAGUUCAAACUCGUGUUGGUUGGCGAUGGUGGCACCGGGAAGACCACGUUCGUGAAGCGUCACUUGACCGGUGAAUUUGAGAAGAAGUAUGUAGCCACCUUGGGCGUGGAGGUCCAUCCCCUCGUGUUCCACACGAACAGAGGGCCCAUCAAGUUCAACGUGUGGGACACGGCUGGGCAGGAGAAGUUCGGGGGGCUCAGAGACGGCUAUUACAUCCAAGCCCAGUGUGCCAUCAUAAUGUUUGAUGUCACAUCAAGGGUCACUUACAAGAAUGUGCCUAACUGGCAUCGAGACUUGGUACGAGUGUGUGAAAACAUCCCCAUCGUGCUGUGUGGCAACAAAGUGGACAUUAAGGAUAGGAAAGUUAAGGCAAAAUCUAUUGUCUUCCACCGAAAGAAGAACCUUCAGUACUAUGACAUUUCUGCCAAAAGUAACUACAACUUUGAGAAGCCCUUCCUGUGGCUGGCGAGGAAGCUAAUCGGAGACCCGAACCUGGAGUUCGUGGCCAUGCCCGCGCUCGCGCCGCCGGAGGUGGUCAUGGACCCGGCUUUGGCGGCACAGUACGAGCACGAUCUAGAGGUCGCUCAGACGACUGCUCUCCCGGACGAGGACGACGACCUGUGAGAGCGGCUGCAGCCGGCGUCAGAAGUCUAGUUUUAUAGGCAGCUGUCCUGUGAUGGCAGUGGUGCGGCGUGUUUGCCGCUUUAUUACGUAGCUGAGCAGAACGUGUGCUUCGUCUGGGGGUUCAAGGAGGCGGAUGGGCUUCAGAGUGAAUGUGGCCGUUUAAAAAGUACCUUCAUUUUUUUGACCUCGUAUGUAGCUGUUUUGGAACGCAGUUGUUUCCUUCCUGAGUUUCAAAUAUAAGACUGCUAUAGUCACAUCACAAUAUCCAGUGGUGAAAUCUCGUUUGUCACUGUCCUUCCCAUUCCUUUUCGUUUAGAAUCAGAAUAAAGUUGUAUUUCAAAUAUCUAA
This is a messenger RNA of Hyaena hyaena (striped hyena), 1110 nucleotides long. RefSeq names its product RAN, member RAS oncogene family (gene RAN). Gene Ontology annotation, biological process: ribosomal subunit export from nucleus; protein import into nucleus. Gene Ontology annotation, cellular component: cytoplasm; nucleus. Gene Ontology annotation, molecular function: GTPase activity; GTP binding. The record is from RefSeq and is a predicted model, not a curated record. Bases 112 to 762 code for a protein of 216 amino acids. NCBI's taxonomy places the organism in Eukaryota, Metazoa, Chordata, Mammalia, Carnivora, Hyaenidae. The transcript is spliced from 7 exons.